Papilio machaon (common yellow swallowtail) is the source of this 1028-nucleotide messenger RNA. It is a transcript of the gene mRpL15, whose product is annotated as 39S ribosomal protein L15, mitochondrial. The transcript has 3 exons. Bases 89 to 973 code for a protein of 294 amino acids. Gene Ontology annotation, molecular function: structural constituent of ribosome. Gene Ontology annotation, cellular component: mitochondrial large ribosomal subunit. The record is from RefSeq and is a predicted model, not a curated record. Lineage: Eukaryota; Metazoa; Arthropoda; Insecta; Lepidoptera; Papilionidae. Gene Ontology annotation, biological process: translation.
AUUUCCUAUCCACCUCCAAAUUGUAACCUUAAACUUAUUCAAAAACAAAUAACUAUAUAUUUAAAAGAAAUUACUUCGAAUUGGGACCAUGGGUUCUCGACAAAUAACGGAAAAAUCCUUGUCAAUAAUAAGAUCGUUGCCACGAAUUUCUGUCGGUAAUAUACGCGAUAAUCCAGGUUCCAAAGUUACACAAAAACGAGGACGUGGUCAACAUGGUGGUGACAAACAUGGUGCAGGAAAUAAAGGAUCAGGUCAAAGACAGAAUUAUAUGAGGUUAGGAUAUGAAACAGGAAACAAUCCCUUUUAUCUUCGUAUGCCCCAAGAACCAUAUUAUAAAGGACACCAUCAUAGAAGAGAAUAUCCACCGCUGUCAUUAUUGCAACUACAGACUUUAAUUGACACAGACAGAAUUGAUGUGUCAGCUCCUGUUGAUAUUGCAAGUAUUAUAAAGUCAGGAUUAUAUAAUUUCUAUCCGGAGCAGAAACAAUUUGGUAUAAACUUGACAGAUGAGGGUGCAGAUUUGUUUGCAGCGAAAAUUAACAUUGAAGUGCAAUGGGCAAGUGAACAAGUGAUCGCUGCUGUUGAGAGGAAUGGUGGAGUUAUAACCACUGCAUAUUAUGACCCUCAUAGUCUAUUUCUGUUGAAAAAUCCAAAACAAUUUUUCAAAACUGGAGCAGCCAUUCCAAGGAGGAUGAUACCUCCACCAGAUGUCAUUGAAUAUUACACGAGUGCUGAGACCAGAGGGUAUUUAGCUGAUCCAGAGAAAAUAUCACAAGAAAGACUAAAAUUGGCACAAAAAUAUGGGUAUGAGUUGCCACAACUAGAAAAUGAUUCACAUUAUGAAAUGUUGUGUGAAAGGAAAGAUCCUCGGCAGAUUUUCUAUGGGUUGGAACCAGGAUGGGUAGUGAAUCUGAAAGAUAAAUGUAUUCUUAAACCUACGGAUAAAGAAUUGUUAAGGUUUUAUUCAUCAUAAUUUAAAUAAAACAACCCUUAGUAUUACUGAUUUGUUUAUUGAAUGUGUAUCAUAG